Messenger RNA from Volvox carteri f. nagariensis, 2501 nucleotides. RefSeq lists its product as uncharacterized. Gene Ontology annotation, molecular function: protein binding. Lineage: Eukaryota; Viridiplantae; Chlorophyta; Chlorophyceae; Chlamydomonadales; Volvocaceae. The transcript is spliced from 11 exons. The record is from RefSeq and is a predicted model, not a curated record. Bases 82 to 2019 code for a protein of 645 amino acids.
GUUGUGGAGUACGAGCAGAAGAUACUGCAGUCUAACAAUCUGGUUGCUCAAAUUAAUGACGUCCGCGACAAAUACCGCCAGAUGAAGCAGCAUGCCGCCAAUUGCGAGCAGCGGGUGCAGCACGCAGAAGCCAAGGUGCAAGAGCACCCCGGUUUCAAAGCAUGCUUCGGCGGGGAAGAGCUAAAGAGGGCGACGUCAGCCCUUGCUGGCGGAAUCGAUAUGCCUCCCUUGGACGGUAAUAAGGGCAUAUCCGCCGCGUCCGGGGCUACAGCCCAGUCGUCGCGUCCCAGCUCCGGGGGUGAUGCGUCCAUCUCAGCAAUACUUGAAAAGACCUCACAUCCAGGCGCCACGGAAAGCGACCUGGUGCUGCGAGAGCUAGCUCUCGCAGCCAACCAGUACCAGCGGUCGGAGGCCUUAGCCGGGCCCAGCGGCCAGGAUCACGAGACGCUCUACAACCAUGGACUGGUAUUACAGGAAAUGGCGGCGAAGCUAAACAGCUGCCCGGCAGACCAGCUAAAGCUGCUGCAACAGGCGUGUGAGCUGUACGCCUCGGCUGCUGCUGCACGGCCGUCCUCUCACAACGUAUUGUACAACUGGGGCGUGGCGCUGUCAGACCUCGCACGACUGCUCAGAGACACCCAGCCCGCGGAGUCGUUGAGCUUCCUACAGCAGGCAAGUCCGCCCGUCCAUCCGUCCUCCGCUGCCGUGGCGGGGCUCCGACAGGCCAGUCACAAGUACGCGGGCUCUCUUGACUUGCAGCCCGGCAACCCCCAGGCGCUCAACAACUGGGGGUUGGUGCUGCAGGAGAUGUCCGGCCUGGCGCAAUCGGCUUCAGAGCGGGACCAGCUGGUGUCGUAUGCCCUGGAAAAGUUCCGCCACGCGAUUCGGCUGCGACACGACUUUGACCGCGGCUGCUACAACUUGGGCACAGUGCUGUACACGUACGCAUGUGCCGUACAAGCCGAGCUCGCGGCAGAGCUGAAAGGUAGGACCCAACAGGAGGGCGCUGUGUGGUGCCUGGAACAGGUCCUGUCGGGCCGUUGGUCGUUUGGUUGUUUCCAUUGGUCGGAGGGAAACCCCGUCCGUGACGUGGACAGCCCACACCAGGGAUUCACGUACCGAUGCUGUCCGCAUGCGGGAUUCAAGACCAGCGCCGUGCCGCGGCCCGCCACAGCGUCCGGGCGCCUGACAAGUCCGGAUGCGGCUACCAGCCGGGAACGCCACCAGCGAGAGACCCGGACUAGGGGCCUCUUCACCGCAGCUGCGCAGUACAUCUGUUUGGCAGCCGCUUUGCAGCCGGGGAGGGACAUCUACCGGCGGUCUCUGGCGGUAGUGAAGCCGCUGCUGCCGCUGCCCUUCCUGCGCGCCGGCUACCUGAUGGCCCCCCUGGCCCACACGCUUGGCUCAGCGGGGGAGAUGUGGCGCCGGGUUUGGUUCGUGCUGGACCACACGUCCCUCCGCUCGGCUUCAGAUUUAGAGAGCUCCCUCAGCAACACCGCCACGGGCUCUCUGCCCAGCUCGCAACCCACCUUGAGGGUCGGCCACGCGGUCGGGGAGGUGCCCCUGGUGGUGCCGCUGGGGGACGUACUCGCGGUGCGCAGGGUGAACGAUCCGAGUUUGCCUGAGGGGGAGGCCUUGUGGCUACAGCUCUCUAGGCCGCUAGGCAGUAGCAUUAGCAAGGGUGUGGGCAGUUUGCAACCGCAACUGCAAUCUCCACCGCAAGGCUCCUUCAGGGACUGGGAAGCAGGACCUGUAGCAGACGGCGAUGGCGGCAGUAGCAGUAGCAGUGCUAUGGAGGCGCCAUGCGCGCAGCCUCGUCUAUGUGUAUGGCUGGUGGCGGACGAUGUGGACAGCGCUGAUGCUUGGACUGAUGCGUUGUUAUUAGCUCAGCAUGUUGUGAAGAGCAGGUCGCCGGGGGCGUUGGCCGAGGCAUUGAUGCCGGUGGCAGCGGGCGGAGGACGCGGGCCGAGCGGUGGGGGUGCCGGAGGUAGCGGGGAGGGCGGGUUAUGGAUGUACUGAGGGGGGUCUUGUCAGGAGACGGUUCCGGGUUUCCUUUUCAGAGGUGCGUUUUCCGUGUAUAGGUGGUUCGAGCAUUCUUUGGGAAGAGGGAGAGUGUUCUAUGAUUGAUGUCUAAAGUGCAUCCGACAGGUUACAUGUGAUGCUGUUCUGCGAGGACCCCCGGGUAGUGCGACCUGUUGUGACGGUGCUGGAGCGGGGGUGUUCAUUUGGUUGGAGUGACCACUGUCUCUCCUUCAUGGGGGCCAUUGCAUAUCCUUAAGGUUAGGUGGAGGAGCGCCUGCGGCUUGGCUUGCUCAGCCACAUGGCGACGGAUGAUCUUAGGCGCAGGUACAGUGAAGAUGUACGAAGUGCUGGGAAAGGGUUUUACGUGUUUUGUUAGAAUGUAUUUUUUCAUCUUGAGGACUCGAUGAUUGUCGUGCUGGACCAGACACUGUUAUGCCGAUGCCGUUGACGCGUGACAGUUGUGUAAGGAGCUUGGGAGU